AUGGGUCUCAAAGGCUGCAUGGGUCCGAACGCGAGCACCCCGUACCUGAAACGGUCCUUGUUAAGCCAUGGGACCGCGCUAUAUAAAGGACUUGAAUCGAAGUUGCCAUCCUAUGCUAACGUCGGUGCAGCCCAUCACGACCUGUACGAACAGGCUGGGAUCCUGCACCGCGAUAUUAGGCACAACAAUUUGAUGGUGGAUCCCGAUGAUCCCAGUGAAGGAAUUUCGAUCGAUUCCGAUAUGGCAUCCUGCGACAGACCUAAAUACCCAUUCCUCGUUGAAUCUACCUCCGUUGCCGGGAGCAACGUUUACCUUUCCGACCAAUCGACCCCGAUUCUCUUCCGCGAACGCGGUAUCGACAUGAUCCUGGAUCCUUUUUCUUUGACUGGAAAACCAUUCAAUAGUCAUUUUGCGCAUUGGAGCACAGGAUCCUGGUCGGGCAUUCGCAUGCACAGGCGGGGUUUCCUGAUCCUUCCCUCCAUUACGUACCUUUCAAAUCCCUUGCCUUUGAAGAACGAGUGGAUUCUGCCCUUGUGGCGGCUAGGGAUAAAUGGCCAAGCGGGCCAUUUUUCCGAUCUCCAAUCCGCUAACGAAUCCGCAUUCGAAGAGACGUUGGGUAACCGCAUCUCAUACGAUGCAUACAUGAACCUAUCACGGAGUUCAUAGCAAAAAAAUAUGCCUUCAUUAUACGCAGUGCAACCCCCUGCCGUUACAUGGUCUGCCCCAGAUGCAAGGGACUUAAACCGCUGACAAGCUGGGCGUCUGAUGAAUGCGACUUGUAAAGAUUGUGGUGAAGAAAAUCGCCCUUUGAGCCGUGUAAUUUCCAAUUUUCCAGGAGGAAAUAGACUGGCCGUUGUACUCGACACCCGCGAAGCUGAAGCUGAACCAACGGAGGUCCAAUAAUUCCAAAAGUUUCUGAGGCUGGGCCAAUAACACGCCACGAUCUUUCCUUGGUUUUCCCGGAUCUCCUCAUUGCACGACCCCAGACAUGCGACAGUUUUGUCUUCAUGACUAGAGCCCGCAAGAGAGGAUCUCCCGAAGGGACUGUUCUGACGGUAAAAAGACCUCGAGACGACCCCGUACUCCGGGCAGGAACGCAAUCUCCGAGAUGGAUAUCC
This is a messenger RNA of Cantharellus anzutake, 1118 nucleotides long. RefSeq lists its product as uncharacterized. The coding region runs from base 1 to 666 and encodes 221 amino acids. NCBI's taxonomy places the organism in Eukaryota, Fungi, Basidiomycota, Agaricomycetes, Cantharellales, Hydnaceae. The record is from RefSeq and is a predicted model, not a curated record. The transcript is spliced from 4 exons.